Molossus molossus (Pallas's mastiff bat) is the source of this 1497-nucleotide messenger RNA. RefSeq names its product cytochrome P450 2W1. Bases 1 to 1497 code for a protein of 498 amino acids. NCBI's taxonomy places the organism in Eukaryota, Metazoa, Chordata, Mammalia, Chiroptera, Molossidae. The record is from RefSeq and is a predicted model, not a curated record. Gene Ontology annotation, biological process: xenobiotic metabolic process. Gene Ontology annotation, cellular component: cytoplasm; intracellular membrane-bounded organelle. Gene Ontology annotation, molecular function: oxidoreductase activity, acting on paired donors, with incorporation or reduction of molecular oxygen, reduced flavin or flavoprotein as one donor, and incorporation of one atom of oxygen; iron ion binding; heme binding. The transcript is spliced from 9 exons.
AUGGCCCUGCUGCUCCUGGGGCUCCUGGGGCUCCUGGGGCUCCUGGGGAUCUGGACACUGCUCCGUGCUCGCGCCUGCAGCCGCGCCCCCUCCCUAGCCCCACGCUGGCCCCCUGGGCCACGCCCGCUGCCCCUCAUCGGGAACCUGCAUUUGCUGGGGGUGUCCCAGCAGGAGUACUCACUGAUGGAGCUCUCAGAACAGUACGGGCCGGUGUUCACGGUCCACUUGGGACUCCAGAAGACAGUGGUGCUGACUGGCUACCAGGCCGUGCGGGAGGCCCUGCUGGGCACGGGGCAGAGGCUGCUGGACCGGCCCCCCACCGCCAUCUUCCAGCACAUCCAGGGGGGCAGGGGCAUCUUCUUCUCCUCCGGCGCCCCCUGGAAGGCCGCCCGCCAGUUCACGGUGCGCACCCUCCACGGCUUGGGGGUGGGCAGGGGGCCCAUGGCCGACAAGAUCCUGCAGGAGCUGAGGUGCCUCCUGGGGCAGCUGGACCAGUACGAAGGCAGGCCUUUCCCCCUGGCGGUGCUCGGCUGGGCGCCCUCCAACGUCACCUUCACACUCCUCUUCGGCCAGCGGUUCGACUACCAGGACCCGGUGUUUGUGUCCCUGCUGCGCCUCAUCGAUGAGGUCAUGGUGCUCUUGGGGACCCCCAGCGUGCAGCUGUUCAACGUCUACCCCCGGCUCGGGGCCCUUCUCCAGCUGCACCGGCCGGUCCUGAGAAAGAUCGAGGAGGUGCGAGCCAUCCUGAGGACCCUCCUGGGGGCCCGGCAGUCCCCCACGCCAGGGGAAGGCCUGGCGCACAGCUAUGUGGACGCCCUGAUCCAGCAAGGCCAGGACACAGGCCCUGAUGGCUUGUUUGCCGAGGCCGACGUGAUGGCCUGUGUACUGGACAUGGUCAUGGCUGGCACGGAGACCACCUCGUCCACGCUGCAGUGGGCCGCCCUCCUGAUGGGCAAGCACCCGAGCGUGCAGAGUCGGGUGCAGGAGGAACUGGACCGCGUGCUGGGGCCUGGGCGGUGCCCCCGGCCGGAGGACCAGCGGGCCCUGCCCUACACCAACGCCGUGCUGCACGAGGUGCAGAGGUUCAUCACCCUGCUGCCCCACGUGCCCCGCUGCACGGGGGCCGACACCCUGCUGGGCGGCUACCUGCUCCCCAAGGGCACGCCCGUGGUCCCCCUGCUGAGCUCCGUGCUCCUGGACAAGACGCAGUGGGCGACACCACGCCAGUUCAACCCCGAACACUUCCUGGACGCUGAUGGGCGCUUUGUGAGGCCGGAGGCCUUCCUGCCCUUCUCUGCAGGUCGCCGAGUCUGCGUGGGGGAGAGCCUGGCCAGGACGGAGUUGUUCCUGCUAUUCGCUGGCCUCCUCCAGAGCUUCAGCCUGCGGCCCCCGCCUGGUCUCAGCCCCGCCGGCCUGAACACCGUGCCCGCCCCCGCCUUCACCAUGCGGCCGCCCGCCCAAGUCCUGUGCGCAGUGCCCAGGCCCCAGGGGUGCUGA